Durusdinium trenchii is the source of this 1005-nucleotide messenger RNA. The record is from the annotation of a GenBank genome assembly. Lineage: Eukaryota; Dinophyceae; Suessiales; Symbiodiniaceae.
AUGUUGGCAUCCAUGACUGGGAGCAGUCGAAAGCGAGGGAUGUUUGAGGAGCCUGACAUGUUGGCAAAACGCCAAUGCGUCAGGAAUCCUGAGUAUCAGGCUGCCUUCCAGAUGUUUGACCGGGAUCUUAGCGGCACGAUUGACCUUCAGGAACUGAAUGCAGCUUUGCAAGCUGUCAAGCUCAGUGUGGAAUCUGGCACUCCACAAGCUGUGUUCACGAAGCCUUUCAAUCCGAAUACAAUGCUGUGGCUGGCCGGCAAGUACGCACGGCAGGGCGGUGGGCACAUACGCCUGCAAGAGUUUUGCGAGAUGCUUCAGUACUUGGAGAGCGUCAAGAACAUUUUUACUCAGAUUGACACCGACAGGACAGGAGACAUCUCGGUCUCCGAACUUAGCCGUGCUCUGAAGCUCUCUGGCUUCAAUGUGACUGGCCUGCCAGACGGUGGCGGAGAUGCCCUUAGCCUGGCAGUAGCCGAGAAGAUUGGUCGAGCGUACGACGCAGAUGGCAAUGGUGUCUUGACAUUUGAUGAGUUUGUGCAGCUGCGACUUGAAUGGGAUUCCUAUUUAGACAACUGGGCUGCAAAUGUUGCUCCUGAUUCCAAUGCGAUCUCGCCACAACAGUUGCUAGCCAUCUUGGAGGCGAUCAAAGCGUCCCUGGAGCCUUUACAUGACUUGGCCUUCGCGCCAGCUGUAGCAGGUCUCAGUGGCUUCAGCCCUUCAAGCUUCCUGGGGCCCAUGUUUUACAACUCCAUGUUCAAGGUCCCGCGGCCCUUUCUGCAUAGCACCGCCGAAGUCCUGAUCCGAAAGUGUGCGGGAGGAGGUGCUUUGCUCACAUUUGAGCAGUUUUGCCUCCUCAUGGAGUUCCUGAAGGAGCAAAAGAAGAAGUUCACUGCCGUUGAUCAGGAUAGAUCGGGUGCAAUUAGUUUGGAAGAGCUGGGCGUGGCUUUUGCGCAGAGUGGCCUUCCACUACCGCUGGAACAGCACCUUGUCUGCAUGGUGGUGUGA